AUGGAAAACAAACUGCUUUGGGUGCUGCUAGCCGGCUCUGAUUUCGGAUGUAUUUGCUUUCCAGUGGAAUGCGUCGUGGGUGGUCACACAUCGAUGUCUGGUGUUGCACCCUAUGUGGUUUCGGUUCAGAAUCCGACACACAUCUGCGGUGGUGUUUUGGUAGCCAACAACUGGGUUUUAACGACAGCAUCAUGUGUGCAGGGUAGAAGUAAUCUCAAGGUCUUAGUGGGCUCACUCCGCUUGCUGACCAAUAUGGAGCGCACUGGAGUCCAAUCAGUGACUCCGCAUUCUGCGUACAAUUCGGUAACCGGUGUCAACAAUGUGGCACUUUUACGACUUUCCCAGUCAGUCGUCUCGAAUCGUAUAAUCGCUGCUCAACUAAAUAGUGCCCAAGUCACAUCUGGACUUCCGACCGCUUUCUACGGUUGGGGAUCACUGAAUCAUGGAUCAGCAACGAAAUCCAAUGAGCUGCAAACACUGUACCAGAAAACUUUGAGUACUGCUGAUUGUGCGAAAAGGUACCAGAAUAAUGGAGGAUUGGCAACUGGAUUCAUAUGUGCACAAAUUCAGCCCGGACAAGCUGCCUGUUCGAAAGAUGAAGGAGGUCCUUUAAUAGAUAUGAGCAGCGGAAAGUUGUUGGGAAUCUACGAUCAUGGAAUACAAUGCAGUGGAGUAUUUCCAGAUGUUUUCAUCGAUGUUGCAACGCACAAAACUUGGAUUGAUACCACGGCUGUUAAUUAA
Molecule: messenger RNA, 741 nt
Organism: Sabethes cyaneus
Lineage: Eukaryota; Metazoa; Arthropoda; Insecta; Diptera; Culicidae
Product: chymotrypsin-2-like
Exons: 3
Coding region: 1-741 (246 amino acids)
Biological process (GO): proteolysis
Molecular function (GO): serine-type endopeptidase activity
Source: RefSeq, a predicted model, not a curated record